CCUUAGGAAAAUAAACACCGCACAGCCAUUCGGAGCGUGCGUCCCAGUAAGAGGGACCGAGGCACAAAGCAACAUUACUCGGCUCACUUGUACAUUCUGACAGUGAUUUUUGAGUGGCUAUGUGCUGACGCCUGACCUAAGGGUAAACCUGCUGGUUAUGAGUCAACCCAGUGUCGGAGUGGCCCACCAGGAUACCAGGAAAACUAUAUAUGGUCUUCAAAGUGGCAAAACCACUAGCAAUGGCCUCUGGGGACUUACAGACAGAGGAACCUAAUGACGAGGUCCCAGGAUCAACCAAGUCCCAUGGUACCAAGAAGAAGAAAAAGAGGACAAAAAUAAAAGACUCAGUAGACAACUCUGUUGCUGCAGAAGGCGAAGAAAAUGAUUCUGGACAGGUGAAGGCAGAGAUCGAGCAUCUUACAAAAGCGGGACAUAGGGCUCUGCUAUCUAGUGACUUCCAGGUGGCCCUGUCCUGCUUUAAAAGGGCAUUUUUGGUUUCUUUGGGCACUAAACUAAAAACUGUCCAAAGGGCCUGUGCUUUUAAUCUUGGAGCUGCCUACGUGGAAACCGGGAAACCAGAAAAAGGCUUGGAAUUUCUUCUAAAAUCCCAACCAAAAGAUGGAGAAGGAGAAGAACGUAUGGGGGACCUUAAUUUUAACUUGGGCACUGCUUACGAGGGCCUGAAGGAUUUUCCAAAAGCACUGGAGCAUUUUCGCAAAGCUGCCAAUCUCUACAAACCAACCCAGCUUGGGAACGAGGGAGACACCCACAUGAAGAUGGGAUAUUGCUACCUUAGCAUGAAGGACACUGCCCGCGCAGCCCAGUGCUUUCAGGAGGCAGGGUACUCAUACAUAGAGGCCCAAAGGAUGGACAUGGCAGCAGUAGCUCUUAACGAUGCUGCUAACUACAUGCUACAGAGCCAGAGUUAUGACUCAAGCCAUGUACUACAAGUUCUUAAUGAAGCACGCCUACUGUGUGAACAUGUUGCAAAGAAGGACUUGCUAGCCAAACUUCACAAUGACAUUGGCUUAAGUUAUGCGCAACUAAAGAUCUUUCCAAUGGCCGUAGAAUGCUUCCAUCAGGCUCUUCCUUUCUGCCAAGACAAUGGAGAAGACAGGAGAAAAGAAGCUGUGGUACUGCAGAACCUGGGAGCAGCCUAUAACACACAAGAACAGUUUGAAAAAGGCUUAGAGUACCACAAGAAGGCAGCAUCGUUACACAGUAUUCUAGGAAACCGCAGAGCCCAGGGCCAGUGCUUUGGAAACCUGGCUUAUGCUUUCAGCCAACUUGAGGACCACGAAGCUGCAGGCGAGAAUUACCUUCAUGCCCUACAAGCCUUCAAGGAUUCAGAUGAUAUCCAUGGGCAAUGGCAGGCAUGUGAGGGUCUCGGAGCAGCCAAAUUCCGCCUUGGAGAUGCUGAGAAGGCCAUUCAGUAUUACAAGCAGGCUCUGUCCUUACUCUCCAAAGCCAAGGAAUAUUCUGACACAACUCAGGAGCGGAUAGUGAAUAAACUGACGGAUGCCCUUCAGUACAAGCUCAGUGUGAACAGCCGCCUCUCCCACUGCGGUGGGCUCAAUGCAGCAGCCCCUCUUAAGUCAUUCCCCGGAAAGCUGCAAAAUACAGGCCUAGUACGAUUCUCUUCAGGGGCUGCUAUCGAAAAUACAAACCUACCUCAGGCGUUCCCAGUUGAACUCCGACGUGUGCAGGAGCCAUUUAUAAUAAAAGCUCCUCCAAUGGAACAUUUUGAUGACCCUGAAUCUUGCGAUGAAGCUGAAGAACCUGUAACGGAGAAUCCCACAAUGACAGAAGAAGAAGAAGAAGAAGAGGACAAUGACAAAGAAGAAGAGGAGGACAACAGCAGGGCACUGAGGAAUACUGGCAAGCAGACAACAAAAAUCCCAUCCCAUCCAUCAGAGAAUGAAGUGGAGGAGGAGGAGGACGACGAGGAGGAUGAUUCAAACAGUCUAACAAUGAUAACAAACCAGUACUCAGAGGACUGUGAAGAACCCAAUUCUGCUGGCAUCUCCCACUAUGCAAAUUACCCACAGGCCAACAGCAAUCUGAAUAAUACUUACUUGCGGCCUGAUCCAUUCUACCAGAACAGUCGUCACAAUGGGAUGUUGCAGGACACCCAGAAAAGUAACCAUGACUAUGAAACACUGAAGUUGAAGACCAUGGCUUUAGAGAGAAGCCAACGUAAACAAUCAGACGUCCCCCUUCAUAUACCCAGACCGGACCCUAACCAGAAGCCCGGGUCAGGGAAGCCUGAAUCUAGAAUGUGUCACAUAAUGUGAAAUUCACGAGGUGGAACAGGGUGAGUCGUGGACUUGGGCCAGAAAGAGAAAUCCCACUCCUACAGAAAUGCUUCCUCUACCACUUUAUCUAAUAUAAGACUAAGCCAUAGGAGGCAAUAAAAAUUCCACAGGCUUGGUGCCUGCUAACAAGCUAUUUGCACAUCCUCAUUGCACAUCCAGCUGGAAUCUCAGGGAAAUGUCAACCAACCAGCUGCCGCAGCCCCUGAAGAGGCACCUAGCUACAGAACCUGAUCAGAACCAGGCUAUGGCUGCCUAUAAGAGAGAGCUCUUGUAUUUCAUUAAAACAAGACCAGGCAGUACAUAUAAGUUCUACUUGGGUUUUGUUUGAGGAUGAUGCUUCUACACUCCAAUAGACUGUGCUUCCCACAGAGGUGGGUCUGAUUUUAAUUCAGAAAAGAGAUUGUAAUGGAUUUGAAUGAAUUCCACUCUCCAUUCUUCAAGGAGCUUAUGACAUUAGAAACCAAGUUCUGUUUUUGUUUUAAUUUCUAAGCAGUAUUUGGGCUUUUCACUCACUGGAGAAUAUGGGAGACAUUGUAUUGCAUAUUGUAUUAUUCUUGCUUACAGCAACCUUGAAGUAUACUGGGGGGGAGGGGCAAUUUUGCCAUCCUGCCUUGCAUUGGUUGUAAAGUUCAACUAACUCCCAGGGACUAAACAUUCCUAAAAGGCCACUAAACACUAUAGUUUCCAUCUUGAAUUGUGUAGGAGGGAAUACCAAUACAGGUAUAGUUUUAUGGUAUCAACCUGUACAGGCUAUGGACAAACUUAGGGGGCUGUUC
This is a messenger RNA of Xenopus tropicalis (tropical clawed frog), 3091 nucleotides long. RefSeq names its product tetratricopeptide repeat domain 24 (gene ttc24). The record is from RefSeq and is a predicted model, not a curated record. NCBI's taxonomy places the organism in Eukaryota, Metazoa, Chordata, Amphibia, Anura, Pipidae. The coding region runs from base 210 to 2294 and encodes 694 amino acids. The transcript is spliced from 13 exons.